UUUCCUUGGUAAGAAUAAAAGAACAACUGAAUAAAAUUCAUUAAUUCAUUAAAAUAAGUCGUGAAAAAUUGGUUCUAGUUAGUAUGAGUAAGUGUUUGAAGUUUUCAGACUUACAGAAGUCAGUGAUCAGAGCUUGUGUCUGCUGUGUUCAGGUUCAGGUUUGAUGCUGAAUAUAAGCUGCAGUGUUUCUGUAUCAAUCUGCUUUAAGUUUAGUGUGACUUUAUCUCCACACUGACUUCUGACUGACACGAGUCUGUCCUCAGUGAAGUGUCUCUUCACGCUGGAGGAGGAGUCCCGCUCAUCAGCGCUCACACUUUAUUGAUUUAUAUGGAGAAAAUCAAAAUGCUCCUUUCUGAUUUGUCACUGAUUGUGUUUGAUGAUUUCCUCUGUUGUGUCUAAUAAGGGAACAGUGAGUGUCAUUGGCAGCUGUGAGUCUCUCUCUCUCUUUAGGGGGCUGACAGGAGCCAGUUUCUUCAGUGUGUUUGAGGAGCAGACGAGAAACUUGUGCUGUGCUCUGAGUUGAUGAAGUAGUGUGUGUCGAGCUUAAGGAGAAGAUGGAGAACUGUCUGAUGCUGAUGUUUCUGUGUUAUAUGGUAAAACUCAUCACCUCCGACAGUGUGAGUGUGAGGUUGGUGAAUGGCAAUAAUCCCUGUGCUGGUCGAGUGGAGGUUUAUAAUGAUGGUCAGUGGGGAACAGUGUGUCAUGAUGGCUGGGAUAUGACUGAUGCUGCAGUGGUGUGUAGAGAGCUGGACUGUGAGACGGCUGUAAAAGCAACACGUAGGGCUCACUUUGGACAAGGAUCAGGACCAAUUUCAAUGGGUUAUGUAGGAUGUAGUGGAUCAGAGACUACACUGAAAGACUGUAGUUCAGACAGCAGGGCUACACAGCAGUACUGUUAUCAUGGUUACGAUGCUGGUGUCAUCUGUUCAGGUCGUCACCCCAAACUUGUUAAUGGAUCUCACCUGUGUUCUGGGAGAUUAGAGAUACUUCAGGAGAGCAAACAGUACACAGUGUGUGACGCUGACUUUGACCAGCAGGAUGCAGAGGUUGUGUGUAGAGAGCUGGACUGUGGGGCUCCUGUACAGGUGCUGGGAGCAGCUGCUUUUGGUAAAGGAAACGCUCAGAUGUGGACACAAGAGAUUCAGUGCAGAGGAGAUGAAUCACACAUCCGACGCUGUCCUUUGUCAACUUCUAAAAAAAACUGCACCCAUGACAAUGACAUAGGACUGAUAUGCUCAGGUUACACUGAGGUUAAACUAGUAAAUGGUUCAGACUCUUGUUCUGGAAGAGUGGAGCUUCGGUUCCUCAAAGAGUGGGGCACAGUGUGUGAUGCAUGCUGGGAUAUGAGAGCUGCCAAUGUCCUCUGUAGACAGCUGAAUUGUGGGAUUGCUGUGACUGUUGUGGGAUCAGACUGGUUUGGAGAGGGAGUUAAUGCAACCUGGGCUGAUGUGUUUGAUUGUGACGGGAAAGAAACAAAACUCUCAGAAUGUUCCAUCUCUUCAUGGAGUCGAGCUGAAUGUUCUCACAGACGAGAUGUUGGAGUCAUCUGCUCUAACAGUAAAGCUCAUCUGAGGAACUGUAGCUCUUCACAAACUCUCAAAUGCAGCUCCACACAACAGCUGUCAGUAAAGAACACUGGUCGUGGGUCCAUCAGGCUGGUGGGUUCUGGGGGAGACUGUGCAGGGAGGCUGGAGGUUUUUCACAGCGGCUCAUGGGGGACAGUGUGUGAUGACUCCUGGGAUAUUAAAGAUGCUCAUGUGGUGUGCAGACAGCUGCAGUGUGGAGUGGCCCUCAGUAACCAGCAGGUACCAGCCUGGUUUGGUCCUGGUUCUGGACACAUAUGGCUGGAUGAGGUGGAGUGUGAGGGGAAUGAGACGUCCCUGUGGAGCUGCUCUUCUUCAGGCUGGGGAAAACAUGACUGUAAUCACAAGGAGGAUGUAGGAGUCGUGUGCUCAGAGUUUAAAGAGAUCAGGUUAACUGAGGGCUGUGAAGGGAAUGUGGAGGUUUUCUACAAUGGAUCCUGGGGUAAUGUGUGCUGGAACCAGAUGGAAAAAGACACAGCGAGUCUGAUCUGUCAAGAGCUGAACUGUGGAAGAUCUGGUGAUUUGUCUGAUUCUACAGCAAGAGUGGAAUCAGCUCCUAACUGGCUGGAUAAAGUAAAAUGUCGACCACAUGACUCAAAUCUGUGGCAAUGUCCAUCUUUACCCUGGGGACAGAAUGACUGUAAUAAGGAUGAAGUGGCCAAAAUCACCUGCUCAAAUAAGGAGAAUCAAGAGUCUCCUCGGAGUCGUCUGACAUGUUUUGUCUUUCCAUCUCCUCAACAGAAACAGUGUUCAAAUCAUGUUCCUCUCAGACUGAGUGGAGGUAAGGGCCGGUGCUCUGGGAGGCUGGAGGUGUAUCAUAACGCUGUGUGGGGCUCAGUCUGUGAUGAUCAGUGGGACAUCAGCGAUGCUCAGGUGGUCUGCAGGCAGCUGGGUUGUGGAGCAGCACUGAGGGCUGAUGGGAAUUCAGUCUUUGGUGCUGGUGAAGGUGUUGUGUGGAUGAACGAAGGUCAAUGCAGAGGGAAUGAGAUUCACCUGUGGGACUGUUCUCUCUCCCUGAAAAACCACACUGAAUGUGCGCGCAAGAAGCUUGUUACAGUCAACUGUGUAGGUCAGGAAAAAUUCUGGAUCAUUUCAGUGCUAAUAAUAUUUGUUAAAUUAAUCAUUUGCAUUAUUGUAUAUGUGUUUGUGUCUGUUUUGCCAAAUUUGUCAGUGUCCACUUCUCCUGCCACAACAACAUCAGCUUCUCCUCCAGUUUCUCCUCCAGUGCGCUCAACAUCAGUCUCUCCUCCACAAACUCUCUCCGUCCCCCCAGUGCUUGUGAUUGUUCUGGGAGUUGUGCUCUUACUGCUCUUAGUGCCACUGCUUAUACUGAUUCAGCAGAACAGAGUGAUGAGGAGAGGUAGGAGAGAUCCAGAGACUGUCAUAUUGUGUCUUAUUCAGUGUGUGAUCAGUCAUGUGUUGUGAACUGACAGCAGGUUUGUCUGUCUACACUCACAGCUCUCUCUAAGA
Messenger RNA from Carassius carassius (crucian carp), 3053 nucleotides. RefSeq names its product antigen WC1.1-like. The record is from RefSeq and is a predicted model, not a curated record. The coding region runs from base 555 to 3008 and encodes 817 amino acids. Gene Ontology annotation, cellular component: membrane. The transcript has 9 exons. NCBI's taxonomy places the organism in Eukaryota, Metazoa, Chordata, Actinopteri, Cypriniformes, Cyprinidae.